Molecule: messenger RNA, 321 nt
Organism: Cokeromyces recurvatus
Lineage: Eukaryota; Fungi; Mucoromycota; Mucoromycetes; Mucorales; Mucoraceae
Exons: 3
Coding region: 1-321 (106 amino acids)
Source: RefSeq, a predicted model, not a curated record
AUGGAAAAUCGUAUCGUACUCUAUGAUAUCGUUAAACGACUACCAACUAAACAAUAUUCACUCAUGGAUCCAGCCGUCAAUACCGAUUCUCUUUUUACCCAGCUUUCGAAUCCUUCGAAUUCCAGCCUGGAAGUGAAGGUUGUUCACACUAAACUCUGUUGUCAGAAUACACAAUCUAUUGAAGCGUACCCUAAAACUGAGAUUAAGGACGAUUUUCUCUCUAACGGUGUGCUGUAUGAAAAGUUUAACGUUAGACUUCUCCUAUGUGCUGUACUGGAGGGUGUUGUGGUUUACAGAAAAGAGACUGAAGUAGCACGUUGA